Molecule: messenger RNA, 2252 nt
Organism: Acanthopagrus latus (yellowfin seabream)
Lineage: Eukaryota; Metazoa; Chordata; Actinopteri; Spariformes; Sparidae
Product: transcriptional regulator Myc-2-like
Exons: 3
Coding region: 245-1447 (400 amino acids)
Biological process (GO): regulation of transcription by RNA polymerase II; positive regulation of cell population proliferation
Molecular function (GO): DNA-binding transcription factor activity, RNA polymerase II-specific; protein dimerization activity; RNA polymerase II cis-regulatory region sequence-specific DNA binding
Source: RefSeq, a predicted model, not a curated record
AAGACGGAAAAAUGAGAGCGGGGUAUUAAAUGUCCCGGCGCCGGUGACUCACCGUCACAGCAUCAGCGCAGCGCAGCGCGUCACGGGAAUCGAUUAUUGAUUGAGAGAGGACCUGAUCUGUCACACAAGGGUUCUGUUGGGUGACACGAGCUCAAACUGAAGAUUUAACGGAACCUUUGGACUUCGCUCAGUUUUCACGUCGGUCCCGUCAAACUUUAUUCCGGGAGUCAUAACGGCAGCCGUAAUGCCGCCGGUGUUGACCAUGUCCAGCAGGAACUACGACUACGACUAUGACACCGUUCAGCCCUACUUCCUCCUGGAUGGCGAGGAGGAGGAGUUCUACCUGCCUACACGCAGCCACCUCCUCCCCGGCCCCGGAGAGGACAUCUGGAAGAAGUUCGAGCUGCUGCCGACGCCUCCCCUGUCGCCCAGCCGGAGACCGUCGUUGUCCGACGUCCCGCUGUCCGCCGCCGAACACCUGGAGGCGGUGUCUGACCUGCUGGACGAUGACUGCAACCCCUCUGCUGCCCUCCUCCAGUCCUUCAUCAUCCAGGACUGCAUGUGGAGCAGCAGCUUCGCCGCCGCCACCAAGCUGGAGCAGGUGGUGUCCGAGAGGCUGGCGUCGCUCCGGGCCCGCCGGGACUCCUCCACAUCCAACAGCACAAAGAGCAGCACAGGCGGAGCAGCUGGUCAGCAGGUGAUCAGCUCUCAGGUGAGCUCAGGGUACCUGCAGGACCUCCACACAGCAGCGACGGACUGCAUCGACCCGUCUGUGGUGUUUCCAUACAGCACGCUGAGCGAGAAGGGCGGCGAUGAAGCGCCGAUGGAGGUGACGUCAGAGCUGUGUCUGGACUCACCGCCACUCAGCAGCAGUGACAGUGAAUCAGAAGAAGAAGAAGAAGAAGAAGAAGAAGAAGUAGAAGACGGCGGUUUGGAGGAUGAAGAGAUCGACGUGGUGACGGUGGACAGGCGGAAGACGUCACGGCGGUCAGACGGCAGCAGACAGAACGCCUCCCCGCUGGUCCUGAAACGCUCCCACAUCAACAUCCAUCAGCACAACUACGCCGCACAGCAGCCAGCGAGCCAUCGUCCAAAACGGUCAAAGACUGAGAACGGCUGCCCGGCGGCGCCACGGCAGACCGGCGGCCGCAGGUGCUGGAGUCCUCGGUCCGACGGCGAGGAAGACGAUGACAAACGCAGGACUCACAACGUGCUGGAGAGGCAGCGCAGGAACGAGCUGAAGAUGAGCUUCAUGGCUCUGAGAGACGAAGUCCCGGCAGUCGCCAACAACGACAAGGCGGCGAAGGUGUUAAUCCUGAAAAAGGCGACCCAGUUCGUCACGGAGAUCAGAGAGGACGAGAGGAGGCUGCUGACGAUGAAGGACGAGCUGAGGAAGAGGAGCAGAGAGCUGAAACACAGACUGGAGCAGCUGAGGACUUUACAGUAACUGUGUUUGUCUUAAUGUUAGCUUGUUUUUUAAUUGUUUUCAUGUGAGAAACUGAACUCAGAAUAUCUGAGUGAUGAUAAACAUCUUUUAUAAAUAAUUAUUAUGUUUUGUAUUUACACAUGUAUGGAGGACUAAAACUGCCACAGGACAAAAUAAUUAAAGUAACAAAUAAAAGGAUAAACAAAUCAGUACCAUCUAUUUAUUAAUUUAUUCUUUUUUUGUCAUUUAUUUAUUUAUGUAUUUAUAUAUGAUCUUUCAAACUACUACGGGAAGAAAUUUUGAUUUAAAAAUUAAAAACUUUAAAAAAUAAAUGGGGAAACUAAAGAGUUUAGAAAAAGUAAGAAGCAAAUACAAACUGAAUCUGUUUUGAUUUUGUCAGUGUCAGUCCUCCGUACAGGAACCUGCUGGCUGCUGGUUGGUCAUCAGACAAACGUGUCUGUUUCUUUGUAUUUAUUUCAUUUCUAUUUUUUAUCCUCUGCACAUUUUAAUUUAAAAAUGUUGUUUUGUUUAAAAAAUAAAUAACAAUUCAGAUGUUUGAUCUGGAAAAAUACAUUUCAAUUCAGCAUCUGACUGACUGUGUAACACUGAUGAUGAUCAUGAUCAAUAAUUUAAUAUUAUUUAAUCAAUAAUCACUCCCUGAAGCAUGGACUCCUUGGUAUACUUUUUAUUGUGUUAAAAUAGUCUUUAUUUUUAUAUUUUCUUCUUCAGUUGAUUUUUAAACCAGCUGCACCAGAGGAAGUACAUUAGAGGCACUGCAAACUCUUCAAAAUAAAAGCCCUUCAGGUGUUGGAGGUUUGUCAAUCAA